AUGAUAACAAUCCUAUCUAUUUCAUUCCUAAUCUCAAUAACCUAUUCAUAAUUCCUGAGACCAACUGAAGACACUUAAGUAGCAAUCAAGUCUUGUGGAAUUCAAGAAUAUCUACUUCCUAAUAUCUACCAAGUAUAAGGAAGUGCAUCAACCAUUAUGGAACCAACUCAAGCCACCAUUACUUUGAAUAUUGAAGUUAAAAAAGUCCAAGCUUAAGAGGCACUCUAGUAAUUGGCUAACAUUUCAGACAAAGCCAUCAAGGCUAUCAAGGAACAAUCAAAUAGUGAUCUAAAGAUUUAGACCAAUGAUUAUUAGAUUUAACCAUAUACAGAGUACGAUUAUACAGUAACUCCAGCAAAUUUGAUCUUUAAAGGGUUCAAAGCCAACAGUUAACUCACUAUUGAAACGCUAAAUAUCAGUGAAGUUGGAAAAAUCAUCGAUAUUGCUGUAAAAAAUGGAGUUGAGACAGUCGUUGGUGUAAGUUUCGAUAUAAGCAAAGAACAAAAACGAAAAAUUAAAGAUAAUUUGGUUGAGCAUGCCAUUGAAGAUGCUAGACAUACUGCUGAUGUUGUUUUGAAAGAAAUCAACAUGAAAAUCGUAUCAGUUAAAAGUGUUGUUCUAAAUGAUGGCUACGGUUACGAUUAGGUGGGCGUCCUUCAAUAAACAGUGACAGUAGGAUACGUAAUAGCCUCUAUAGAUUAAUGA
This is a messenger RNA of Paramecium tetraurelia, 705 nucleotides long. RefSeq lists its product as uncharacterized. NCBI's taxonomy places the organism in Eukaryota, Ciliophora, Oligohymenophorea, Peniculida, Parameciidae. The record is from RefSeq and is a predicted model, not a curated record. Gene Ontology annotation, cellular component: external side of plasma membrane. Gene Ontology annotation, biological process: DNA damage response. The transcript is spliced from 4 exons.